AUGGAUACGCUCGACACCCACACCGCGCUGGGGUUUCCCAACGUCAGCGACAAUGGCGUGACGUGCGCCGGCUGCACGCAGCGAUGGGGCGCUCCGGCGACGAGUCUGUUUACGUGGCGACGCUGUGUCUGCUGCCGGGCGCCAGCAGAGCGUACCUCGUGCAGAUGUGGCGACCCCUCUUGGGGGCUCUCUCUUUUAGCUCACGUGUUGCUCACCUACUGGCGUGUGAUUCGUACCGUGACGGUGCUGCUGUCCGAUCGGCACGCCCCAGCGCAGCACUGUGCAACACUUUAUUGGCUCCUGUUCUCCACCUCCCCUCCCCCCUUUUCUGGGUCACCUUCGCAGUUUGUCUUUGUGCUGCUUUCCCCACGAUUGAUGAUCGCUGAAGGGGACGUGUGGUCCGUGGCGACGGGGGGGUGA
Messenger RNA from Trypanosoma grayi, 420 nucleotides. RefSeq lists its product as hypothetical. NCBI's taxonomy places the organism in Eukaryota, Euglenozoa, Kinetoplastea, Trypanosomatida, Trypanosomatidae. The record is from RefSeq and is a predicted model, not a curated record. The coding region runs from base 1 to 420 and encodes 139 amino acids. The transcript has a single exon.